Messenger RNA from Plenodomus lingam JN3, 2493 nucleotides. RefSeq lists its product as uncharacterized. The record is from RefSeq and is a predicted model, not a curated record. Gene Ontology annotation, biological process: intracellular signal transduction; protein phosphorylation. Gene Ontology annotation, molecular function: protein serine/threonine kinase activity; ATP binding. NCBI's taxonomy places the organism in Eukaryota, Fungi, Ascomycota, Dothideomycetes, Pleosporales, Leptosphaeriaceae. Gene Ontology annotation, cellular component: cytoplasm.
AUGCAGUCUAACAUUCGGGCUCAGGCUGAGAUUCAGGCUCGGCGGAAAAAGCAACUCGCGAAUUCGUACAAGCAGUUACUUGAUGAAUUUGCCGCGGAAGAUUUGAAGACGGUCGGGAACUAUACUCUGGGCAAACUUAUAGGAAAGGGAAGCUUUGGGAAAGUAUACCUCGCGACGCAUAAACUCACCAAUGGGUCGAAGGUCGUCCUCAAGUCCGCGAGGAAGAACGAUGCGAACCUCGCCCGAGAGAUACAUCACCACCGCCAAUUUAUACAUCCGCACAUUGCCCGCCUCUACGAAGUCAUAGUUACAGAACAGCUGGUCUGGCUCGCGUUGGAAUGGUGUCAAGGCGAUGAACUCUACGACUACCUGCUGAAAAAAGGGGCUCUCGAGCCCCCCAAGGUCCAGCGCAUAUUCACACAACUCGUCGGCGCGGUUUCGUACGUGCACAACAAAUCCUGCGUCCACCGCGACCUCAAGUUGGAGAACAUACUGCUGGACAAACAUGGCGAUGUCAAAUUGGUCGACUUUGGCUUCACGAGGGAGUACGAGGGAAAAUCAAACUAUCUGCAGACGUGGUGCGGAACUGUAUGCUACAGCGCACCAGAAAUGCUAAAGGGGGAGAAGUACGCGGGCGAAAAAGUAGAUGUCUGGAGUCUAGGCAUCAUUCUCUAUGCCCUACUCGUCGGUGAACUGCCCUUUGACGACGAUGACGAAAUCGUCACAAAGACCAAGAUUCUCAAGGAAGAACCCAAAUACCCCGAUACCUUUCCUGCACAGGCGCGCGAGCUGUGCUCCGCCCUCUUGUCGAAACGGCCCAUUCUCCGACCGACGCUCGCGGAUAUAUUGCAAAAUCCGUGGCUGAGUGAGCAUGCGCCGCGACAGCAGGAGACGCUGAAGUUGCAGCAGCCCGCGCCAUUUUCCACGGAAUUGGAGAAGGAGGUGCUGCAACGAAUGAAGGCUGCUGGUGUGGAUAUUGACAUGGUGAUUGAGAAUGUUCUGGCACAGCGGUGUGAUUCCCUGGCCGGGUGGUGGGCAUUACUUCUCGAGAAGGAGGAGCGCAAAGCGAAGAGACGGGAGCGCAAGAGGAAGGAGAGAGAAGCCGAAGCGAAGAGUCUUAGGCGAUUGAGCGCAGCGAGCAGUGCGUUGGAGAAGAUGGCACCGACGAUUAGGGAGAUUGAUGAAGACGGUUUGCCAUCGCCUGGAAAUAGUCGUACGCCCAAGAGCCGUGGGAGGACUAUGAAUCGCAGGAGUAUGCAGAGUGUUCCUGACCUUCCCGACCUCCCCGAAUCGAGCUCCAUAACCACGCCCACUCUUCCACCGACCGACAAGCCCCUCCCUUCCCUCUCCUCACGCCACUCUCGCACCUCACACUCCUCUAGUCGCCCCCCACUCCCAGCCAAAGAUCUCGAACGCCGAAAAUCACGCUCCACCAUGCUCCAAACCGUAACGACGAACCCAGACCUGCUCUCCCCAAACGGCUUCGUACCCAAGAACCGGCGGCGCAAACAGCCCUUCAUCAGCCAUCUUGUGUCUCUGCGAAACUGGAUCAAAGAAACCAGCAAACGGGCACGAAGUCCGCAUUCAAAGGCCAGUAGUGGAGGACGCUCACCAAAGAUGUCUGGGCAUGGCGGUCUUGGAGGGUGUGCAACUGGGGAACGGGGAGGCGGCGAUCCAAAAAGGCUCAGUACAGCGAAUCGAUCCAGUGCGCAUUCAAACACGCUCACGCCCACAACAUCGUACCACCAGCCCCGUCCGCGCGUCUCCACAAACGGCUCAGGCUCCGUGCGCCGACUCUCUGCUUCCCCUGCACCCCUAACCCCCCGCUCCAGUUACCGAAGGUCUUCAGGCGGGCUCAGAGGCAGAAAGAGCACUUCCUCCAGUGUAUCCUCGAUCCGCUCGAUGCCACACCACCACCAUAGCCAUAGCAAAGCCAGCUCUACAUCCUCUGCUAGCUGCACUUCGCCUGCCGUCUCGAACUCUGGCCACAGCACCUCGCGUGUGCCCAAGAGCCCGCACGCCAGUGUCAAGGUCCUCCCUGCCACGCCUACUUCGUCGACCUUUCCUUCCAACAUCCGCCUGGUGCGCCAGGGAUUCCCCACCGAAUCCACGGCUGCUUUUGGCUCCGCAGCCGCCAUCCCCCCGCAAAGCCCAGGCUUCGUGUUUGCGAAACGCAAGCGCAGUCCGUUCAAGGGGCCCAUGCUUAGCGUAACAACAUCAUCGUCAGCCAUGGCGUCCGCUCACGGGAUCAGCAAUGGCAUUGGUGGCGGGGCGUGGAGGAGUCGAAGCGGGAGCGAAGGCGGCAGUCGGGCCACGAGUGUCCAGGGUAGGCGCAGCGGCGAGAUUAUGGGUAUCACAGAGGAAGAGGAAGAGGAUGUGGACGAGAUCGAGGAGGUUGAGGAGGUGGAUUUUAGGGUUGCGUUGGGGGCCGGGGAGUUUAUUGAGGAGGAGGAAGGAGGCGAGGAGGGCGCUGCAGUCGAGGGAAAGGCGUAG